AACUUCGAUCGAAUGAAUUCGGCCAUUUUCGGCAUGCGUAGUACGAGCCAUCGAUAUCGUUGUCGGUCGGUAGCGGAAUGCGAUUCAUCGAUAUUGUUAUCGUUUCACUUUAUCACAUGAUCACUACUCCUGUGACCGAUCAUUGUGAGUGAGUAGAUCGCUGAGGGUGUAGCGAACGCGGCAACCGGGGCACCUGUUUGAGCUUGACAAUUGCUACGAAUCGCAACUAAUUCCUGAGGAAUUUUACGAGCAGUGAAUGCAUCGUAGUUAGGUUAAAUUUGAGUUAUCUCAUUCAGACGAACUUGUUCGGUGAGGAUGAAGAUCUGCGGACCUAAGUAUGCUUUGUGCGGCCUGGUGUUGUCUGUUUGGGGCAUAUUUCAGUUGCUGCUCAUGGGAGUAUUCUUCUAUAUUCGGAGUGUAGCUCUAGUGGAGGACCUGCCUCUAGGAAAUAAAAAUUUCACUUCUCUGGAGCAUUUCUACAAAGUGGCGGAUCGUGGCUAUAUGCAAAAUGCAUACAACUGCUGGAUCGCCGCGUGUAUCUAUGUCCUCACUUUCCUCUUUUCGGGUCAUCAAUUCUAUCUCAAUUCCAGAUCGUCUCUUAGUGUAUAAACAAUUAAAGACACAUUAAAGUAUCCGUUGCUGCAUGUCUAAUAAAAAACAUCAGAGCUGUAAUUACAGCUUUGCUACAUUAAUAGAAAUGAAUAAUCUAAUAAUGAGCAAUAGUUGCAGUUGAACUAUAUAUUUGAGCGUGACUUGCCUGUAUGACAAUGUCUAGGUUUUAAAUGUUUCUUAAGUCUUAUCUACAAUAUGCUCUUUGCUUUCCGUUUCUUUCUCUUUAUCUCUUUUUUAUUUAAACCUUGUGUUUCAAACCAGAAAAAGAUAAGGAAUAUAGGAAACAGGAAAUAAGAGCAAAUUGUAGAUUAGGUUUAAAAGCGCAAUAGAAAACAUAUUUUGCCAUGUGCGCAUGUGAUUACAAGAUGUAAGCAUAUUUCCAUGUAUUAAUAUAUCUUCUCAUAGACAUAAUAGAAUGGAUACAAAUUA
Molecule: messenger RNA, 1041 nt
Organism: Harpegnathos saltator (Jerdon's jumping ant)
Lineage: Eukaryota; Metazoa; Arthropoda; Insecta; Hymenoptera; Formicidae
Gene: RNASEK
Product: Ribonuclease kappa
Exons: 2
Coding region: 316-609 (97 amino acids)
Biological process (GO): nucleic acid metabolic process
Molecular function (GO): RNA endonuclease activity
Source: RefSeq, a predicted model, not a curated record